UGACAUUUAAACGUUCCGCAUAUUCACAUGUGGGCUCCACAAAUGAAAACAAUGUGCAUUGCUUUAUAGUUUAUUUAAUUUUGGAGUGAUACUAAGUAUAAAUCUCUAAUAUGCCACCCGUAUCACAAGAAGGUAAUUGUCUCAUAUACCGAGGCAGCAAUUUUUUAAAACAGCGCCUAAUACUCUCUUGCCUUAGUGGCAAACCCGUAAAGAUAACACAUAUUCACUUGGAUGAUGACACGGCUCCGGGUUUGCGCGAAUUUGAAAUAGGACUAAUAAGAUUGCUAGAUAAGCUAACAAACGGCACCAAAAUUGAACUCAAUCCAUCAGGAACCUCUGUUCUAUUUACACCGGGUCUCUUGCAUGGCGGUGUGCUGCAUCAUGAUUGUUGUUUUCAACGUGGUGUAGGCUAUUAUUUGGAUGCACUGAUAGCUUUAGGUCCAUUCUGUAAAAUUCCAAUCAAUGCAACUUUAAAAGGAGUAACAAACAGUAAAGACUCGCCGUCAGUUGAUCACAUAAAAGGCUCUGCGUUACCAGUUCUCAAACGAUUUUUAGUUGUGGACGAAGGUUUAGAGCUUAAAGUGGUUAAAAGAGGUGCUGCACCUCUUGGCGGCGGUGAAGUGCAAUUCCGUUGCCCAGUACGUAAAAACUUACGUUCACUGCAAUUUCAAUCCCAAGGCAUGGUUAAGCGCAUACGCGGCACCGUUUACGCAUGCAAAGUAUCACCUGCAAUGGCCAACCGCACUGUAGAAGCAGCAAAGGGUGUGAUGUUAAAAUUCCUGCCCGACGUAUAUAUAUACACUGAUCAAAAUCGUGGUAAAAUGUCUGGUAAUUCACCAGGCUUCGGCAUUUCUUUGGUAGCGGAGACAACGGAUGACGUUUGUUAUGGCGCUGAAAGUAUAUCAAACGGCAAAGAAGAAGGGAAAGAUCCUUCUAUACCUGAAGAUUUGGGUCGCGAGGCUGCAAUGAAAUUACUUGAUGAAAUUUACCGUGGCGGUUCAUGUGACUCAACAUAUCAAUGGCUUGUCGCCCUCUUUAUGGCAUUGAGCCAGAAGAAUGUUUCCAAAUUUUUAACGGGUCCACUUUCUACAUAUACGAUACAUUUUCUACAAAAUUUACGCGAUUUCUUUUCAAUAACGUUUAAGUUAGAAAAUCCUGAAAAUGAUGACGAAGAAGAUGCUUUGCCAGGUGCUCAAAAAGUGUUGAUGACAUGUGUUGGCAUCGGCUAUACGAAUAUAAGCAAACGUGUAAAUUAAAAGAGACAAUAUUGCGUUAAUCAUACUAAAUUAAUAAAAAAUUAAAAACUCCUAAUAGAUUGUGUUUAUAAAUAGA
Zeugodacus cucurbitae (melon fly) is the source of this 1332-nucleotide messenger RNA. RefSeq names its product probable RNA 3'-terminal phosphate cyclase-like protein (gene Rtc1). The coding region runs from base 111 to 1256 and encodes 381 amino acids. The record is from RefSeq and is a predicted model, not a curated record. The transcript has 4 exons. NCBI's taxonomy places the organism in Eukaryota, Metazoa, Arthropoda, Insecta, Diptera, Tephritidae. Gene Ontology annotation, biological process: ribosome biogenesis; endonucleolytic cleavage of tricistronic rRNA transcript (SSU-rRNA, 5.8S rRNA, LSU-rRNA). Gene Ontology annotation, cellular component: nucleolus. Gene Ontology annotation, molecular function: RNA endonuclease activity.